Messenger RNA from Pseudocercospora fijiensis CIRAD86, 716 nucleotides. RefSeq lists its product as uncharacterized. The transcript has a single exon. The record is from RefSeq and is a predicted model, not a curated record. Lineage: Eukaryota; Fungi; Ascomycota; Dothideomycetes; Mycosphaerellales; Mycosphaerellaceae. Bases 368 to 622 code for a protein of 84 amino acids.
CCAAAAAGAAAAUUUUUCUCUUCAUCUCAAGAACAUGUUCGAAGUAGUGGACACGAUCUGUCGAAUUCUUCUUCUUCAUUGUUAACCACUCGAAAUAGUUUGCUAGCAUAGUUGUCACGAUGAUAACGAGCAUACCAUACCGGUCCGGCCAAGAGAGGAGCUGACACUUGCUAGGUACCAGGGCACUGGAGUCGUGUCUUUCCUGUCGUCCUUCAUACCAACUUCAAGCACAAAUCGAAGCAAGGUUUUCACGCUCUGGUCUCAGGCGCGACCUCGACACCACAACUAAAGAUAGCUAUGGCAUGCCACAUUGAGCCUAUUGCGACUUUGCCGUCUAGGCAUUGAUGGGAGGAAGGGUUGACAUCCCAUGCGUGAACAGAUGAUGACACAGGAGGCUGGCAAACGGACGCAAGGAGGUUCUGACGGGUCACGCAGAGGUGACAAUUGGAAGCGAGUGACAAAAGCUUGCGGUACGACUGACUUGCACUUGGCCAACCUAGGCCGUAAGAACACCUCGAAUCAGGUACGGCUAAAGGGAUUCACUACAGUUGCGAAGCAUUCUGUGUCAUUUUCGGCUUGGCCUAAAGAGCAACAAUUGCUCAUGAUUGAUUCUGUGCCAUGAGGUUUGACGUAGCGUUCAGCUCUGGCCUUACCGACGAUGAAUCUCCUUGACAGAAAGAACGAUGAAUCAGCGGCAGGGCCCUGAUGGAUGAUGU